AGCCCAGCGGCCGCCUCUCCGGAGCUCUCUGUCUUCUCCAGGCUUUCGCGUGCGGACCGGGGUUUGUGCGAGCAAGGAAGCAGCCCAGGGUGAUACCUGGCACGUACACCGGUGGCUGAGCCGGAGACGAGCCGGGGUCGCUUCACGCAGGAGCCACUGGAGGGUCCAGCUCGCGCUCGCUGAGCCAAGCCCGUUCCUGCGCCUAACCCGCAGGGGACCCUUGAACGAUAGAGACCCCGGGACCACCGAGCUGAUGGCAUCUUCCACGCCUUCGUCUGCAACCUCCUCGAACGCGGGAGCGGAUCCUAAUACUACCAACCUGCGCCCUACAACAUAUGAUACUUGGUGUGGUGUAGCCCAUGGAUGCACCAGAAAACUGGGCCUGAAGAUCUGUGGCUUCUUGCAAAGGACCAACAGCCUGGAAGAGAAGAGUCGCCUUGUGAGCGCCUUUAGGGAGAAGCAGUCCUCCAAGAACCUGCUUUCCUGUGAAAACGGUGACCCGGGUGCCCGAUUCCGGCGCACAGAGACGGACUUCUCCAACCUAUUUGCUCAAGAUCUGCUUCCGGCCAAGAAUGGGGAGGAGCAAACUGUGCAGUUCCUGCUGGAGGUGGUGGACAUACUCCUCAACUAUGUCCGCAAGACGUUUGAUCGCUCCACCAAGGUGCUGGACUUCCACCACCCACACCAGUUACUAGAAGGCAUGGAGGGCUUCAAUUUGGAGCUGUCUGACCACCCUGAGUCUCUGGAGCAGAUCCUGGUUGACUGUAGAGACACCCUAAAGUACGGGGUUCGUACAGGUCAUCCUCGAUUUUUCAACCAGCUCUCUACUGGUUUGGAUAUCAUUGGUUUGGCUGGCGAGUGGCUGACAUCAACUGCCAAUACCAAUAUGUUUACAUACGAAAUUGCACCCGUGUUUGUUCUCAUGGAACAGAUAACACUUAAGAAGAUGAGAGAGAUCAUUGGAUGGUCAAGUAAAGAUGGUGAUGGGAUAUUUUCUCCUGGGGGAGCAAUAUCCAACAUGUACAGCAUCAUGGCUGCUCGCUACAAGUACUUUCCGGAAGUUAAGACAAAGGGCAUGGCGGCUGUGCCCAAACUCGUCCUCUUCACCUCAGAACACAGUCACUAUUCCAUAAAGAAAGCGGGGGCUGCACUUGGCUUUGGCACAGACAAUGUGAUUUUGAUAAAGUGCAAUGAAAGGGGGAAGAUAAUUCCAGCUGAUUUAGAGGCAAAAAUUAUUGAGGCCAAGCAAAAGGGAUAUGUUCCCCUCUAUGUCAAUGCAACUGCAGGCACGACUGUUUAUGGCGCUUUUGAUCCAAUACAGGAGAUUGCAGACAUAUGUGAGAAAUACAACCUUUGGCUCCAUGUCGAUGCUGCCUGGGGUGGUGGGCUGCUCAUGUCCCGGAAGCACCGCCACAAACUCAGCGGCAUAGAAAGGGCCAAUUCAGUUACCUGGAACCCUCACAAGAUGAUGGGCGUGUUGCUACAGUGCUCGGCCAUUCUGGUCAAGGAAAAGGGUAUACUCCAAGGAUGCAACCAGAUGUGUGCAGGCUACCUGUUCCAGCCGGACAAGCAGUAUGAUGUCUCCUAUGACACUGGGGAUAAGGCAAUUCAGUGUGGCCGCCAUGUGGACAUCUUCAAGUUCUGGCUGAUGUGGAAAGCAAAGGGUACUGUGGGAUUUGAAAACCAGAUCAACAAAUGCCUGGAGUUGGCUGAAUACCUCUAUGCCAAGAUUAAAACCAGAGAAGAAUUUGAGAUGGUUUUUGAUGGUGAGCCUGAGCACACAAAUGUCUGUUUCUGGUACAUUCCACAAAGCCUCCGAGGGGUUCCGGACAGCCCUGAGCGACGAGAAAAACUGCACAGGGUGGCUCCCAAGAUCAAAGCCCUGAUGAUGGAGUCGGGGACAACCAUGGUUGGCUACCAGCCGCAGGGGGACAAAGCCAACUUCUUCCGGAUGGUCAUCUCUAACCCAGCCGCCACCCAGUCUGACAUCGACUUCCUCAUUGAGGAGAUAGAGAGGCUGGGCCAGGACCUGUAACCCCCUUUGCUGAACAUGGGCCUUUGGCCAUGCUCUCUCCCCUCUGGCACACUUCAGUAGCUGAUACACCCCAGCCGUUUCACUGAAGGAAAUGGUAAUCUCUUGAAGAAUAUUUGUCACAACUUCACGUAAGCUUGUUUAUUAGCGUUAGCAGGAAAUAAUGUUCUUUAAAAAACUGCACAUUAGGAACACAGUAUAUAUGUACAGUUAUAUAUACCUCUCUCUAUGUAUAUGUAUGUAUAGUGAGCGUGGCUUAGUCCUAGACCACAGCAUGCCUCCCGUCCCCCAGAGAAUUAGCCUCACCUCCCAAAAUUCUUAAGAGGCUAACUGCAGGACAGAUGGCACCCCCACUGCUGUGUCCUAGGGACCCAGGGAUAUGCUGCUGGUGGGAGCCUACCUCCCUGUUAGAGCUGUUCCCACCUGAAGGGAUGGAUGAUGGAUGUCAGAAAGUACCGGUAGAUGACAAGUGUCACACCCUCCCUGUUAGUACCCUGCUAGGGGAAAUAGUAGCAGAGUCCGUCACAAUCGUGCUGUUGCUGUUUUUAGAGAUUAAUUGUGUAGACUAUGUAUAUUACUGUGUCUGUCCUUGGGCAGGGGGAAGCACAUAUAAUGAUUUAAUUGUAUGUCAGCGAAAUGUUUGUUUAUUUAUAUUCAAAUAUAUAUCAUGUUGAGAGGCAUCUUAUAUUUUCUUCUCAUUUGUAAUGUAUCUUAUUUAUAUAUUAAUGAAGUAAGUUCUGAAUACUGUUUAUGGUAUUUCGUGCAUUUGUGAGCCAAAGAGAAAAGAUGAAAAUUAGUGAGACUUGCAUUUAUAUUAGAGUGCCCUUAACAUAAUGAUUUAAGCAUAUGCAUACUGUCUGGAAAAUUGUUCUGAUGCUGUAUAUAGAGUCAUAUAUAUGGAAAUCCUGCUUCAGUAGCCUCUGCUCUUCUCUUUCCCUGUCUGGCUGUAUGUCGGGAUGUUCUCAAUGCUUUUCUAGUAACUGUUGAAUAAUAAUAACUAGAUCUCCUGUAAUUUUGUAGUAGUACAUGACCAAUCUCUGUGACUCGCUUAGCUGAAACCUAAGGCAAUGUUUCCGAAGAUCUCCGAUACACUGACCAGUCCCACAAGUGUUUUUGAAGAAAUGAAACCCACACUGUGCGUUUUAGAGUAUGCAAGAAAAUAUAAAUAAAGAAAUAAAUAUUCUCCAUGAA
Mesocricetus auratus (golden hamster) is the source of this 3223-nucleotide messenger RNA. It is a transcript of the gene Gad1, whose product is annotated as glutamate decarboxylase 1. Lineage: Eukaryota; Metazoa; Chordata; Mammalia; Rodentia; Cricetidae. The record is from RefSeq and is a predicted model, not a curated record. Gene Ontology annotation, cellular component: presynaptic active zone; cytoplasm. Gene Ontology annotation, molecular function: pyridoxal phosphate binding; glutamate decarboxylase activity. Gene Ontology annotation, biological process: GABA biosynthetic process. The transcript is spliced from 17 exons. The coding region runs from base 254 to 2035 and encodes 593 amino acids.